Messenger RNA from Darwinula stevensoni, 927 nucleotides. Lineage: Eukaryota; Metazoa; Arthropoda; Ostracoda; Podocopida; Darwinulidae. The record is from the annotation of a GenBank genome assembly.
GAAGAUCUUUUGUCCCCCUUCUCAAGUAUAUAAGGUUGGGGGUCUUCCUCGUUUUCUCAGUCUGAAGACAAGAAGCAUUCGCACUGUUCAAGUCUUCUAGCAAGCCACUACUUCAGAAACGAACAGAAAUGGAAGCGAGCCGGAUGAGUUGGUGUGCCGUGGUGCUCGGAUGGAGCCUCUUCGUCUUGGAGUUCGGAGGGGGAGCGAGGGCGAUCCAGCCGGUGAGAAGUCACGAGGAGAUUCUGCGCUUGUUGGGGGUCAGGAGGACCGUCAUCAUAAGAGAUUGUCCCCCUUGCCACGGCGAAUGGGAUCCCCUCUGCGGCUCCGACGGGAAGACCUACUACAACGGGCAAUGCAUGCGAAGCAUCUCGUGUCGCCGGGGGAGGGACGUGGGGGUCCUUCACUUCGGGCCUUGCACCUUCGAGCUGGCCGUCUCGGGUCGGUCGCCGAGAUCCCCUCAGGAGGUGGAUCCCAUCGACGAUGAUUGCCCGGUGCCGGUGACGUGCGGGGACAAGGCGGAGUUCGUCUGCGCCUCCAACGGGAAGACCUUUCGAAACAGAUGCAUCAUGGAGUCCUGGGCGUGUCACAACAACGAGGUCAUUCACGCGGUGCAUUCGGGGCCGUGCAGUCGGAACAAGAGGGCCAUCGACGAACGUUGUCCGAUGUGCUCGAGGGACUACAAUCCGGUCUGCGGGAGCGACGGCGUCGAGUACAGCAAUCCCUGCAUGCUGCGGUACACGGCGUGCACCGAGCAUCGUCGCAUCAAUUUCGCUGCUUGGAGGGAGUGCUGAGAUUCUUGGGAGAUGAUUGGUGAAUUUCCUGGGACCACCUUUUUUUCCCUUCAAAUUACGCUUCGAUGCCGAUGGUGUUUUGAUUUUUGCUUUUUCGUGGGAAUUGUGAGAUAAACCAAUAAAAACGGUUCAUGGG